Molecule: messenger RNA, 468 nt
Organism: Racocetra fulgida
Lineage: Eukaryota; Fungi; Glomeromycota; Glomeromycetes; Diversisporales; Gigasporaceae
Source: the annotation of a GenBank genome assembly
AUGUCAGAAGAAAUACCACAAAUAACCGAAGUUGGUAGUAAGGCAACUACCUCACAAGCAGAAUACAACACAACAAAGACUUUUGGAGAAAGCCUGAAAGGAACCCUGAGCCUCAAAAGAAACAAAAAGGGAAAUAAAAGCGGACAUCCUGCCUUGGAAGAUGCUAAGGGGCAAAACUAUACAUUUCUAUCCUAUAUGGAAAAUAAACUAGAAGAAAAGAUUGAGAAAAAAUUAAGCGAUUCUCUGUCAAAGGCAAUUCAGGAGGAUUCAAGAGAAAAGGCAAUAGAAGCACAGAAGUUGUUAAGACAAAGAUCAUUUACUUUAAGGGUGGGAGAGGAAAAAGGCUGGAACGUGGCAGCCAAAAUUCCAAAACCAUACCCUAGUGAGGAUGAUGAAUUUAAGGAUCUAUUAGUCAAAACAAGAAAACAAGCAAGACCACAAGAAAACCAACUUGUACCAUAUAGCUGA